Molecule: messenger RNA, 2241 nt
Organism: Alternaria incomplexa
Lineage: Eukaryota; Fungi; Ascomycota; Dothideomycetes; Pleosporales; Pleosporaceae
Exons: 2
Coding region: 1-2241 (746 amino acids)
Biological process (GO): protein dephosphorylation
Molecular function (GO): protein serine/threonine phosphatase activity
Source: RefSeq, a predicted model, not a curated record
AUGACACCACAAUCCCUGGGACCAAUGUCUCCCCCACCAAUGUCAGCAAAGUCUUUCGGCACCUUCAUCGACUCGGAGCCGUCGACGCCAGCCUACUCACCAAGGAUGGACCACCAGUGGGACGACUCAUCGGUGGUCCUAGUCCGUCCCAUGUCCUCGUCUUCUGAACCUUCCAGCCCUACUGAGCCAGUAUGGCGCAUGCUACAACCACUGCCUGUGAAGGCCCCACCAAAGCCCAAAGCCAGCACCGUCAGAGCUCAGUCCAAAGAACCGGUCUCCUCUGCCAAGGAGAUUUCAUCACAGACAUCGCUUUCAUCGCACCCUACUAAGCAGGCGAGCUACGUCAAUCGCCCCCACGCGAUCAAGCUAGCAAGCCUAUCACAACAAGAUUUCCCCCCGAAGAGCGAAGACAUUCCACAGGGUGAUGUUACGUCACCUCAGCCGACAGCCAGCACUCCCACAGCGGCCGCCUUUGGAAAACUGGCAAACAAGAUGAAGUUGAUGCUCCGGCGUAAGAACACGAACGCAAAGAAAAAGGAGAAGAAGAAGCGAGAGUACGAAGAGGUAGACCGCAUAGAGGAUGACCCCACAACCACACUCCUAGAAUCACGCUUCCCAACCAAAACCGUCCUUGUACUCCUCACCCUAGGCGGCCUAGCAUACUACUUCGUCGACAUAGUAGAAACCGACUGGACAGACAGCGUCUACGGCGCCUUCGAAACCGGCGACGAUGCAUCCCAACUCGCCCAACCCCUCCACUUCUACUCCUCAAAAGAAGAAGUCCAACACAUCCUCGACUUCCACAUCCCAGACCCCAGCGCCCCGAUGAGAGACCCCGCCGUAGCGAAGUUCUUCUCGGAGCAAUUCGACAAGCUAUGUUACGGAUGGAUGAUGACGCCCGAUGAUUCAAAGAAGGGUGUCGAAGGCAUGCCAGACGUGCAAAUGCCCAUAACACACGGAUGCCGGUUCCGCAGCAACGAGCCAUGUGAGGAUUUCUUCGCACUAGGAACGUCGCCUGGUCCCGGGCAGAACCUGUGGAAUUACUGGACUGUACUAGAUGGCCAUGCAGGACGACACACGGCAUUCUACCUCCAAUGGACACUCAUCCCCAUGGUGUCCUCCGCGCUCAGCACCCUAACACCGCACGCCUCAAGCCACCAAAUCGAAAGCAGCAUAAAAACCGCCUUCCUCGCCACGGACAAAAGUAUCAUGUCCCGCGCCAAAACAGCCGCAGCCUGGUUCCCCGCCGCCAACGCCGCCGCCAUCGCCGCGCUCACACCCGCUUUCUCUGGGUCCUGCGCGCUACUCGCUGCAUUCGAUCCCCAAACCUCCAAGUUACGCGUCGCCUGCACAGGAGACUCCCGCGCCGUCCUCGGCCGCUGGGACCCCUCCACAAACACCUACACCUGCAUCCCCCUCUCGGAAGACCAAACCGGCUUCAACGCCAAAGAAGUCGAACGACUAAGCAAGGAACACCCCGACGAACCCUCCGUCAUAGACCCCAAAACAGGCCGCAUGCUCGGCAUAGCCGUAACCCGCGGCUUCGGCGACCACCGCUGGAAAUGGGAUAACGAGACUAUCAAGGCGUGCCAGCACAAAUUCUGGGGUACGGCGCCCCGACCGGGAAAUCUGAGUCCCCCGUAUAUGACGGCGGAGCCUGAGGUUACGGAAACGGAUGUUGUGAGGAGGGAGCCGCGGGAUGGCAUGCUGUGUGGUGAUGAUGAGAAAGCAGAGAGAGGGGGAAGAAGCGAUUUCCUCAUCCUCGCUUCCGACGGGCUUUGGGAUCGGAUUUCCUCCGCUCAUGCCGUCGAGUGCGUGUCCCGCUAUCUCGCCGCGCGCGCCCGUGGCCAGGGCUCUGUGAAGGCCGACCCGGAACUCCUCCGUAACCCUCCCGUUUUCCCUCAAAACUUCUCCAGCUUGGACCCGGGUGUAACGUGCGACCCCGCGGCCGGCGAAGAUGUAGAUUGGAAAGCGGAGCCGCAGUAUUUUGCGAUUGAGGAUGAGAAUGCGGCGGUUUGUUUGGCGAGGAAUGCGAUGGGUGGGAGUAGGAGGGGACUGUUUUUGGGCGUGUUGGCGGGGCCGGAGCCGUUGAGUAGGAAUGCGGUGGAUGAUACUACUAUUAUGGUUGUUUUCUUUGAUAAGAUUGGGGAGGGUGGGGGGAAGGGGAAGGGGGGUAAAAAGGUAGAAGAGAGUAGGAGUGGGGAUGGCGAGAAGAAGAAGAGGUGGUGGUGGCCGCUGUGA